Molecule: messenger RNA, 1659 nt
Organism: Purpureocillium takamizusanense
Lineage: Eukaryota; Fungi; Ascomycota; Sordariomycetes; Hypocreales; Ophiocordycipitaceae
Exons: 5
Coding region: 662-1588 (308 amino acids)
Molecular function (GO): NADP binding; oxidoreductase activity, acting on the CH-OH group of donors, NAD or NADP as acceptor
Source: RefSeq, a predicted model, not a curated record
CUAUGUUUGUCAUGAUACAUGGGUGAAGAUUGGACGGCGACGAUCAUUGUGACACAGUUCGGCCCCUCUCAAUUGCAUAUCAACCGCAUCCAACAGCUCACUCACUCCCCAGACAGCGUCCGAUCCCGCCCUUUGACAACACGCUCAAUAAUAAUCCUCCAGUGCCAGUGCCCGACGCAAAUGUACUCACCGAGGCGGAGCCUGGGCGGCAACUGGGCCGUGGGCGUGAGAGUCUCGUUGCAUCUUUCAGAAUCAGACGCCAGUCUGAAGAAGCAACCAUGGUUACUUGAAUGCUCCCACGCCCCGCCGUCAGCGACAACGUGCCCGCUAGCUCGCGUUUCAACACGCCCACAGGGCCGUUGCAGCUCGGCCCAUGACGGGGCGCGGGGGGUUUCCGUCUCACGCCCGACUCCCCCACCAGACAUCACCGCGGCGUUCCGCCCAGCCUCAACUGCGGGUAUUCAGCGAGCCCUUGGAAUCCCCUCAGUCGCCGAACGCGGGACGCUUUGAGACGUCGUGAGUUUACUCAUGCCCUUGUCUCUUGCAACGACGUAAAAAAGCGCAGCUCCGGUUUCGACUCGCCAGCUCGUCCGUAUUAAAAGCUCUCUCAUAAACACACUCACUACCGAAUGCCUCGCACCUUGGCGUGAGAGUCGACAAAAUGACUUCAGGCGAACUACAACGAAUCUCAUGGCUUGGCCUGGGUAACAUUGGCUCGGCCGUGUGCAAGAACCUGGCCAAGUACGGUCCGACGCGAGGCCCGGUAACCUUGUGGAACCGCACGCACAAAAAGGCAGCAGAUCUGGCCGCCGAGUCGGAUGCCUUUGUCGCCACCACAGACCUCGCUGAUGCGGUGUCACGCAGCGACAUCAUUUGCCUGUGCCUCAUCGACGAUGCCGCCGUCGCUCAAGUUCUCGACGACGCGACCCACGACACGGACGUAAAGGGGAAGCUCUUUGUCGACUUCUCUACGGUCCACCCCGACACGGCGGCGGCGCAGGCUGAAAAGCUGAAGGAACAUGGCGCAGAGUAUUUGGCCAGUCCCAUCUUUGGGGGCGUACCUCUUGCUGUCGAUAGACUCAUCACCAUCGUCCUCGCGGGCUCCUCGCAGUCCAUAAACAAGUUUACCCCCUUCACGGAUGGCGUAAUCUGCAAGAGCACCAUCGUGCUCGCCGACGAGCCCUGCCAGCAAGCCAGCCUGCUGAAGCUCAUCGGCAACUUCAUCCGCUUCUCCACCAUCGAGGUCCUGUGCGAGGCCAGCGUGCUGACCGAGAAGCUCGGCAUGGGGCAGGAGACGCUGUCCAAGUUCGUCGAGGCGCUCAUUCCGGGGCCCGCGGCCGGGCAACUGCGCAUGCUCAAUUCCGGGUCGUAUCACCGUGAGAAAAAAGCCUUGAUACCGAUCAGCAUGGCCACCAAGGAGAACGGCCACUUGAACGACUUGGCGCAGAGGCAUGGUGUUAAACUGAAAACGCUGGAUACUGUCACACAUCACACGGAUAGCGUUACUGCGAAGCGUGGGCCUGAUGCGAAUCUGUUGGCCAUAUACGGCUCGAUACGGGAGGAGUCUGGCCUUCCCUUUGAGAACUAAUCUUUUACAUCAAGCACGAAUCUAACGCCCCUCUGUCGGAACAAAAGCAAAUGCCAGAAUCUCCUCGCUCC